AUGUCUAAAAGUCAAAGUCAUCCCUCAACAACCGAAAUCUAUUUUACUCUAAAAAAUAACGUGCCAGGUUUAGGCUCACAAAUCAUCCCGGUGGUUGGAUUAGGUACCGCAUCUCCUAGUGAUAGAGCACCGGAAACAAAAGAAGCCGUAAUUACAGCUAUUGAAAAAGGUGGACUAAGACAUAUAGAUACUGCUUGGUUUUAUGGUACUGAAAAGUUCAUUGGAGAAGCAUUACAAGAGGUCUUCUCUAGAGGUAAAGUUAAAAGAGAGGAUUUAUUCAUCACUACCAAAGUUUGGCCAGUUUAUUGGGAUAAUGCCAGUGAAUCUAUCGACAUAAGUUUGAAAGAUUUACAAUUGGACUAUGUUGAUUUAGUCCUACAACAUUGGCCAUUGUGUUUUCCAAAAAUUUUAAAGCCUGGUAGCAAUGGCAAUGGUGUUCCUCAAUAUAUUGGUGUACCACAUGACUCGGAAACUGGUGAGCCUCUUGUUGAAUCCGAAAAGGAUUAUUUAACUACAUACAAGCAAUUACAAUCCAUUGUUCUAGAUCCUCGCGACCAUAGAGUCAAGAACAUUGGGGUAUCUAACUAUCCUAUUGGAUAUUUGAAUAAGUUGUUAUCUGACCCAGAUAUCAAAAUUACCCCAGCAAUCAAUCAAGUAGAAAUUAACCCACAGUGUCCACAGUUGGAAUUGGCUGAGUUUUGUCAUGAAAAGGGUAUUUUGAUGACCGCUUAUUCUCCAAUGGGGUCUAGUGGUGCUCCUAUUUUAAAAUUGCCUGAAAUUGUUGAGUUGGCCAAGAAAUACAAUUGCAGUGGCAAUGACAUUGUUAUAUCGUAUUUAAUCAGGAGGGGUAUCGUGGUUAUUCCAAGAUCAUUGAAUUUGCAAAGAAUUGCCAAAGAUUUCCAAAAUUAUAUUUUAUUGACGGAUGAGGAUGUUGACAACAUUAAUCAAAUCGGUAUUAAAAACCCAUUUAGACAUAUUGAUGAGGAUUUUGCUAAAAGUAUUCCUGGUUUUACUGGUCGUACUAAAACAAAGGCUACUUAG
This is a messenger RNA of Saccharomycodes ludwigii, 1041 nucleotides long. RefSeq names its product D-arabinose 1-dehydrogenase (NAD(P)(+)) ARA1 (gene ARA1). The record is from RefSeq and is a predicted model, not a curated record. The transcript has a single exon. Gene Ontology annotation, cellular component: cytosol. The coding region runs from base 1 to 1041 and encodes 346 amino acids. Gene Ontology annotation, molecular function: aldose reductase (NADPH) activity. NCBI's taxonomy places the organism in Eukaryota, Fungi, Ascomycota, Saccharomycetes, Saccharomycodales, Saccharomycodaceae.